AUGGAGCUGGACACAGGAUCUGCAGGGUCUAUAAUUUCCACUACCGUCUACAAUGAGCACUUUAAGGCUAUCAAGCUGAAGAACACAAAUGUGUUGCUGAAGACAUACUCAGGAGAGAGAUUGAGCCCAAUGGGGGCGUUGCAGGUCAGAGUGCAUUAUGGGAGGCAAACACAGCAGUUACAGCUGUAUGUGGUGCCUGGAACUGGCCCCCCAUUAUUUGGCAGGGAAUGGCUUUCAAAAAUAAAGCUGAACUGGUGUGACUUGAAAAUGCUCCACACGUUCCAGUCCAAAGAGAAUGGUACAGACCAAACACUGGAACACUUGCGGAAGAAAUACAACACAGUUUUCAGUGAUCAGAUGGGAACAGUAAAAGGCUUCACAGCAAAAUUUGUACUAAGAGAUGAUGCAACCCCCAAAUUCUGCAAAGCCAGAUCUGUUCCAUACUCCCUGAGACCAAAGGUGGAAGCGGAAAUCGAUCGCUUGCAGGAUACAGGGAUCCUGACGAAAGUGGACAGAAGCGAAUGGGCCACACCCAUUGUUCCUAUUGUGAAGAAAGACGGGUCUGUUAGAAUGUGUGGGGACUUCAAGGUAACUGUGAAUUCAAUGUUGCAUGUGGACCAAUACCCCCUGCCACGCCUGGAUGACAUCUUUGCUGCACUAGGUGGUGGGAAACACUUCAGUAAAAUCGAUCUGAAACAGGCUUACCUGCAGCUACCGGUUGAAGAGAGUUCCAAACAGUACCUGACAAUAAACACACACAAAGGUCUAUACAGGUAUAACCGCCUGGUUUUUGGCAUUGCAUCAGCCCCAGCCAUUUGGCAACGAACUAUUGACCAGAUUUUGCAAGGAAUCCCAGGAACCCAGUGUAUCCUGGAUGACAUGAUCAUAACAGGACGCACCGACAAAGAGCACCUGGCUAACCUGGAAGAGGUCCUGAAAAGACUGAAAGAGUAUGGUCUACAGGCAAACUUAAAGAAGUGUGAGUUCUUCAAAGACAAGAUUGUCUUCUGUGGACAUGAGAUUGACCGUAAUGGAUUGCACAAAACACAGGACAAAAUCGAGGCAGUGGUACAGGCACCACGACCACAAAAUAUCACAGAAGUGAGAUCUUUCACGGGACUGAUCAAUUACUACAGAAGAUUCCUCCCAAACCUUUCAGCAGUACUCCAGCAUCUAAAUCAGCUCCUGGAAAAGAAUAGGACAUGGCGGUGGACAGAGCAGUGUGAAAAUGCAUUUUUGGAGGCAAAACGGCUCAUAACAUCUGAACAGGUCCUGAUGCAUUACGACCCUGAAAUGCCAGUGAAGUUGGCUUGUGAUGCGUCCCCUUAUGGCUUAGGUGGCGUCCUUUCACACACACUGAAAGAUGGGUCAGAGAGGCCAGUUGCAUUCGCGUCACGAACAUUGAAUGAUGCAGAGAAAAACUACUCACAAAUCGACAAAGAAGCACUGGCACUAGUGUGGGGCGUCAAGAAAUUCCACCCAUACCUAUAUGGCAAGCGUUUCACACUGGUUACAGAUCACCAGCCGUUGCUUUCCAUUUUCAGUCCAAAGAAAGGCAUUCCGGCAAUGACAGCAGCCAGGUUACAGCGAUAUGCCCUGUUCCUUGCCAGUCAUAUGUAUGACAUUGAGUUUAAGCCGUCAUCCCUCCACACAAAUGCAGAUGGAUUAUCCAGACUGCCGUGUACAAGAGAAAGACAAAGGAGGGUGGAUGCAGUGGACAUGUUCCAUACCGCUCAGCUCGAGGCACUACCAGUCACAAGCACAGUUAUCAAACAGGAGACAAGGAAAGAUGUGACCUUGUCACAAGUGUACACCUACACCAUGUCAGGAUGGCCAGCUACUGGCAGAAAGGAGCUGACUCUGUAUUUCCAGCGGAGAAACGAAAUUACAACGUACCAAGGAUGUUUGAAGUGGGGAAUGAGAGUCAUGAUACCCCAGAAAUGCCAACAUCUAGUUUUGCAGCAAUUACAUGAAGGUCAUGUUGGAAUUGUCAAAAUGAAGCUGCUCACAAGGAGCCACUUCUGGUGGCCAGGUCUGGAUCAACAGAUAGAAAACAUGGGGAAGAACUGUAGCGGAUGUUUGGAAACCCUUCACAUGCCUGCUCCUGUCCCAGUCCACCCAUGGGAAUGGCCCGCAGAGCCAUGGCAGAGAAUUCAUGUGGACUACGCUGGUCCCUUUGAAAAGCACAUGUUUCUGGUUAUAGUGGAUGCCCAUUCCAAAUGGCCAGAGGUGUUUUGCACUGACUCCUCCACCUCAGCUCAGACGAUAGAGUGUCUCAGAACAACGUUUGCACGCUUCGGUUUGCCACUGCAGCUGGUAAGUGACAACGCGCAAGCUUUUGUAAGUGACGAGUUUACAAGAUUCAUGACAGUAAAUGGAAUCAAACACUCAACCUCAGCCUCAUACCACCCUGCCACCAAUGGGCUGGCAGAACGCUUUGUGCAAACCCUAAAGCAAGGACUCCGUGCAGCAAAACGAGACGAAGGGACUUUGCAAACAAAACUGGCCAAGUUCCUGGCCUCCUACCGAAACACCCCACAUGCCACGACAAAUGAAAGCCCAGCCGCACUGAUGUUCGGGAGGCCUCUCCGCACACAGCUGGACAUCAUGAAGCCAAACAGGCGUAAUGAAGUGCUGAACAAACAAGCCAAGAUGCUCUCCGGUGGCCGGGAGCGCCAUCUCCAAACAGGACAGGAAGUGAUGGUGCGAGACUACAGAAGAGGAGGGAAAUGGAUAAGAGGGGCCGUACACACACAAACGGGACCCAGAACUUACCAGGUUCAAGUGAGCCCAGACAUAAUCUGGCGGUGUCACAUUAACCAAAUGCAUUCCACGGAAAACAGCACAACAAUGGAGAGAGAACAGGCACAGAGAGAUGCUGAGAGUGACACACAGGGAACUGUAGAGGACGGUGGAGCAGUAAAGAGACCCCAGGCUGAAAGAAGGGAACGUGUUGAUGAAGGUGCUGCUAUAGCAGAAGCUAUAAUGGAACAAGCACACACUGAGGAUGUUCAGGAGCCUCCAGACAAUCCGAGGCGCUACCCAGAACGAAGGCACCGUCCACCAGACAGACUAGACUUAUAAACAAACAAACAAAAACUAACUGUUCAAGUUCAAAUUAAAAGAUGCAAAAUAACUACAACAAGUUCUGGGAAAUGUUUCAGUUGUGGUUUGGUAAAAGUAACUGAUUGAAUAAGAGAAGGAAUGUUAUGUUCUGUUAAUUACUGAUGUCCCCUUUAAGGAUGGAGCACCCUUGGUCAUGCGCAGUGUUGCUCUAUG
Oncorhynchus nerka (sockeye salmon) is the source of this 3279-nucleotide messenger RNA. RefSeq lists its product as uncharacterized. Gene Ontology annotation, biological process: DNA integration. Lineage: Eukaryota; Metazoa; Chordata; Actinopteri; Salmoniformes; Salmonidae. The record is from RefSeq and is a predicted model, not a curated record. Gene Ontology annotation, molecular function: nucleic acid binding. Bases 1 to 3084 code for a protein of 1027 amino acids. The transcript has a single exon.